Rhododendron vialii is the source of this 4015-nucleotide messenger RNA. RefSeq names its product putative leucine-rich repeat receptor-like serine/threonine-protein kinase At2g19230. Lineage: Eukaryota; Viridiplantae; Streptophyta; Magnoliopsida; Ericales; Ericaceae. Gene Ontology annotation, biological process: protein phosphorylation. The record is from RefSeq and is a predicted model, not a curated record. Bases 136 to 2451 code for a protein of 771 amino acids. The transcript is spliced from 9 exons. Gene Ontology annotation, molecular function: protein kinase activity; ATP binding.
AUCAGAAAAGGGAGGUCCGCACUUUGUUGAGUGCGGACGCCCUUAUAGAAAAAGGGGACUGACACACACAUAUAUAGUGAUUACUCGAGGUUAUAUUAUAUCUAAUCUUUAAUUGCUAUAGAAAUUUGCGUUUGCAUGCUUAUGUUACUACUACUACUAAAACAAAAAUCGCCCGCGAAAAAUCCCUGGUGUUUGCGAAUUGCUGAUCUGAUCUCCACAUUCAAGAAACCAACGACUGACGGAUUGGAUCAGGGCACAAUGGCGAUGGUAACGGGUCUCGUCUACUCUAUGCUGCUUGCUUGUUUGUCUCUCACAACUCAGAUUCAUGGCCAGGAGGACAAAUCAGGUUUCAUAAGCAUAGAUUGUGGGAUGCCAGAAGGUCACGUUUACGAGAACACAUACUACAGUUCUGAUGACACGUUUGUUAACACGGGCAUAAACAGAAACAUAUCAGCAGAGUACAAAGAAGAAAAUCGACUUUUGGACAACCUAAGAAGCUUUCCUCAAGGAAAGAGGACCUGUUACACCUUGACACCAGAACAGGGAAAAUACAAUACCUACUUGAUCAGAGUUUGGUUCUGGUAUGGCAAUUACGAUGGGCUGAAGAACCCACCAAAGUUUGAUCUUUAUAUUGGUGUCAAUCUGUGGGAAGAAUUAGAUCUGUCUAACGACACAACUGCCAAAAUGUCAGAAAUCAUGUAUGUGGCAUCCACGGAUUGUAUACAUGUAUGUCUCUUAGAUAAGGGUGAGGGAACUCCUUUCAUAUCUGCGCUGGAGCUAAGGCAUUUGAAUGGUCCCAUUUACAAGUCAGAAACUCGAUGCUUGGCUUACUAUGAACGGAAUUUCAUGGGUUCAUCUCGGGAAAAUUGGAUCUUAGAUGAUCUUGGUCGCAGUUGGUCUCACAAAGCCGUGAAUGACUCCAAGAAUAUCUCGACAUCUCUCACGAUUAACCCCGAGAGCAGCAAAGAAUAUCAAUUGCCGUCGUCAAUGAUGAGAAUAGGAGUUGAAGCACUCAAUGCUUCCAAAAUUUCCUUACAAUACUCCCUGGACGUGGGCGGGGAUGACUCUAAGUUCUACGUCUACUUGCACUUCUGUGACGUUGAGGAAACCGGGAAUGACGAGUUGCGAGAAUUUAACAUCUUACUGAAUGAUGAUCCCUGGCCAGAACCCGUUCGACCUAGUUACCUGACGACAACCACCGUUCCCGUUAACUUCUCUAGUAGGGGAGAGAUUCGGCUGAGUCUUGUGAGGACAAUAAGGUCAACCCUUCCUCCCAUUCUUAAUGCUGUGGAGAUUUACGUGGAAAAAAAGCUCCCCCGAUCAGACUCUUGUGAACGGAUGAAGAAGAAGAAGAACCGGAACACUAUUGCAAUAAUAGUAGCUUCUGUUGUUCCAUCGAUAAUACUUUUAAGAUCAAUAGCUAUCUUGUGGAGCUUAAAAAGGAGAAGACGCACAGAGGGAAGAACAUUAAAGCCAAAAAACCGAAGAUUCACGUACUCUGAAGUUGUGACUAUCACAAAUAACUUCGAAAGAGUCAUCGGGAAAGGAGGAUUUGGAACAGUCUAUCUUGGAUACUUAGAAGACGGCACUGAAGUUGCUGUGAAGAUGUUCUCUCGACCGUUAAGCCAAGGAUCUGAACAAUUCUGGACUGAGGCUGAGCUCUUAACGACCGUUCAUCAUAGGAACGUGGCUUCUCUGAUUGGGUAUUGCGACCAAGGCUCAAAUACAGCACUUCUAUACGAGUAUAUGGGUAAUGGGAACUUGAAAGAAUGCUUACUAGACCAAAAUAGGGCUGUUCUAACGUGGAAGCAGAGACUUCAGAUAGCAAUAGAUGCAGCACACGCAUUGGAGUAUCUGCAUAAUGGUUGCAAGCCACCCAUAAUCCACAGAGACAUCAAGACUACCAACAUCUUAUUGACUGAAAAUUUGCAAGCAAAAGUUGCAGAUUUUGGAUUGUCCAGAAUCUUUCCUGCUGAAGAUGGAAGUCAUGUAUCAACUGAAGUAGUCGGAACAUUUGGAUAUCUUGAUCCUGAGUACUAUUAUACCAAGAGGUUAACUGAGAAAAGCGAUGUUUACAGCUUUGGUGUCGUUCUAUUGGAACUGAUCACAGGCCAACCUGCAGUCAUAAAAAGCGAAGAGAAUGUUGACCACAUAGUCCAAUGGGUUAUGCCGAUGCUCGAAAGAGGGGAAAUUAGCAGCAUUGCAGAUCCAAGGUUGCAAGGGGAUUUUGAGAGUAACUCUGUCUGGAAAGCAUUGGAGACUGCUAUAGCAUGUAUACCAUCAAGUGCCGUUCAAAGGCUAUCCAUGAGUCAAGUAUUAGGGGAACUGAAUGAGUGUUUGCAAAUUUAUCUAGCCAGUGAAGGACCUUUGGAAAUUUCAGAGGGAUCAAACAGUGGAAUUGAUUAUUCGCGCAAUCCGCUGGAUCUUGAAUCUUCCAUGAGCGGUCCAUAAGCAAGGUAGAUGGUACACAAGCUAAACAACUAAGAAGAUCCCUUGGUUUCACAAGCAAGGAAGUUGACUCCAACUUAUUGGGACUUAAGGCUCGGUUUGGUUUGGUUUUGUUCGUGUUUUUCUCUCCUUUUUACCGUUAAAACUUUUGUGACUUGUUUGCAAUAGUGCCUCGAUCGAUCAGGUCAAGAGUUUAAAGUUGUGGCAAUUAAUGUUUGAACUUUUUUCUGAUUAGAGCAAAAUUGCUGGAGACUUGAAUGCUGGUCCUGCAAACAAUUUGUAAUUGUCUUAAUAGUUGAGUUCUGUUAUUAAUACAUCAGUCAAGGGAUUCAUUCCUCUCCAUUUUGUUCUGAAAGUGGAUAAAAUGUAUUGUACAAUCCAAUUUUCGGACCGCUGGGAACCUCAGUCCAUUUCGUAUUUACGAACUUUCUACUCAAUGCUCUGACAAUUCGUAUCUACUUUGCGUCUGUACUAAAAUCACAAGUACUUAAACACAUCAUCAAUAAGUUUAUUGAUGACACCAUAAACAGAAGUUGAAAACUGGUUUGUAGAACUUUAAACCAUACGCUAAUCCAUCCUUGCCAAAGAAGACCCGAAGUAUUGCCUCAUGAUCAGUCGAUUUUUCCUUCUAUGAAAUCUUUUUUUUUUCUUUCUAAAUAAGUACUUGUAUGAAAUCUUGGAUUUUCUACAUAUGUUAUCAAGGAAUAGCACAGGCACAACGACAGCAAGAGGGCGGCGGUGGAGAGGUGGAUGUUGGAGGGGCGCAGCAUACACAAUUAGGGCAAAAGGUUCUCUGAAGGAGUUCUGCCAUGAGAAGAAACCAAUGAGAAACAAAAUCAGAAUCUAGUAAGUAUUGUUUUAGCCUUUCUGAAAAUUCAAACUUAUAAAGUAAGGACUGAUAACUUAGAAAAAGUGAGUUGGGCAGUUGGCCGAAUGAUCUUGUAGGAACACGAACAGGUCUUUUGUUUGAGUCGAUGGACACAGAGGUUUUCGUUAUCCUUUCAACGAGUCUAAUUUUUGCUAAUCGACUAUCAUACCUAUGACAGAAAGAAUAACUCAUUGUUGAGUUAUUUUCCAAUUUGGCAACCCUCCUCACCUUUCGCCGCCAAUUUGCUCAUUUCAUCUAUCCCAUCUCUUCUCUCCAAAAGAAGUUUUGACAAACACCGGGUGUGCCUCGAACAUGUUCUCUGUUUCUUGUGUUUUGAACAAAUUAAACAAAAAGUUGCUUCCUUUCUAAUGCAAAGCUGAAAAUUGGAAACACGUGUGCCACGAAACUGGAAUGUUAAGAUUGUGACGAGAAUUUACCUCGGCCACGAUUCAAUCGAGCAGCAUCACAUGGUAAAAGAGAAGACAGAAAGAUGGCAAAUAUGAUAAUAAUAAGUUUCACCAUAACAGACCUCGGAGAGUAAGCUGCCAUAGUGGGCACUGAACUCUAUUGUUUGAAUCUUCCUUGGGUGAAAUCAGAUUAUGCAUAUUUAUACAAGUUGUGUUAGGGUCUUUUGGUCCAGCGAAUCACCAAAUUACCCCAAAAUUCUUGCUGUUUGGAUCCGAAGAUGCCAUUCAUAGU